Molecule: messenger RNA, 2776 nt
Organism: Tribolium madens (black flour beetle)
Lineage: Eukaryota; Metazoa; Arthropoda; Insecta; Coleoptera; Tenebrionidae
Exons: 6
Coding region: 285-2507 (740 amino acids)
Biological process (GO): meiotic chromosome condensation; mitotic sister chromatid separation
Cellular component (GO): condensin complex; nucleus
Molecular function (GO): chromatin binding
Source: RefSeq, a predicted model, not a curated record
CAUUACAAAACCACGUGAGGUGUUCUUAGCAAAUAGCGUCCCCUAUCAUUAAGCUUUGAUUAAGACAACUUAAUAAUUUCAAAGCAGCAAAAAAGUGGUUAAGUAAUUCCUUGGAAGCGGUUAUAGCAUAUUAGAUUUCUCAAAGUUUGUACUUAAGACUGCUACAUACGCCUGAUUUAUGUUAUGCAAGGCUUAAGUGAGACCCCCCCAUUGGAUUAAAAACUUUUCAAGCCAUUUGGCCCCCUAGAGUCUCAAACUGAAGCGUCCGCCAAAUUGUGGAAGGGAUGAUGGAACAAAACGUGAUAGAAAGUAACUGUUUUUCACCUAAUUCAAAGAUAAGUGAGCUGAUUAAAAUAGUAGCACAAAUGUUAAAAAAGCCAACUGUUGAAUCUGACCUCAGCCAGGUUUUAAAGGAUUUGUUAGUUAAAGUUAGCGAAUCGGAUAAUUACCUUGAGAAUGGCAUAUUUAAUAUUAAUUUCGCGGAAGCUGCGCUUCUACUACAAAGUACUAGUGAUCUCUACAGCAAGAAAGUAGAAUUGUUAUGGAAUAUCAUUUUUGAUUACCAGAAACGUAUGAUUAGUCAUCAGGAUAACGCAGACAAGGAGCAAGAACUUGCGAAAUUGGAAGAAAUGAAACGAAAAUAUAAACGUAAAAGAAAAACAAAUUUGGUUGAAACACAAACAAACAGUUUGGUCAAUAAUUUCUCAUGUGGAAAUGUUGAAAAUCUUGAUUAUUUGAAUCAGAAUUAUGAAACCACUGAUUUGACCAAAGAGUGGGAGAAGUGUAAUAAUAAACAAUUAGAUAACACUUCUCAUAGAUUAACAAUAAGGAAAAACUUAUUUUUGCCAAAUGACUCAGUUUAUACAGAAGAUAAUGAUUAUGUUGGAAGAUAUGACCAGUUUCAUUCUGCUUCUCUUGUUCAAGACAUUUUUGAUUUAGAAAAAGAGAAACUACUAACAGACGAGUAUAAUUGCGUAACUAGUAUGAGGGUUGACACUCACGUUAUCAACGAUUUUUUACAAGAAAACUCGAUCCCAAGCAAUGAACCACAAAAUUCUUACUCAAAAGAUUUGAAUGAUUAUAUAAACAAAUUUACAGAAAGUCAUAAUCAUUUGACAAAAGAACAACAUUUACAAUUGAAAGAAAGCAUUGUUUGUUUAGAGAGGUUGCCUUUUAGUGUGUUAAAGGAUAAACUAAGGAGAGUAAGUUUUGCAGAUUCAUUAUUUGAUGAUGACAAUAUAAGCUCAAUAUCGGAAAAUUGUCCCAGUCCUUGUAACUCUCUUGCCAAUCAUGAAUCUGAAGAGUCUAAUGAUUUGGAUCAAAUGAGUCGAACUUUGGAAACUAGAAGCAAAUCAUGUAGUCAAGAUUCAGCUUUUUAUGAAGAUGAAGAUCAAAUUAACGAAUCAAAUGCGACUCUGGAUAGUACUACACUAACAGCUGACACUGGGGUUGAAACUACUGAUGUUAUUUCAAAUGAUAAUCUCACCAACACUUCAACACCAGUUCCAGUGUUAUCAUCUCCAAAAAUAUCAGAAUUUAAACAAGAAUCGGAGUCUCCAGUGACCAAUAAUGCGUUAUGUUUGGGAUCUUCUGCAAUUAUUACAGGUUGUAGGUUUAGUAAAAAACGGUUUUCUUUAGAUCGUGAGGAAAAAGAAGAUAAAAUCAAGAGACAAAAAAUGCAACGGAUUUCUAAAAGGUUAGAAAAAAAAUUGGCGAAGUUGGCAACAGGACUAACGGUCAGUUAUAGAAAAUUUGAAAAGUUUUUACGUUUGCAGUAUAAACUAUCAGAUAAUGAAGGAAUUAUUGCUCAAGACAUGUCAGAAUCCGAGGAAUCAGAAUCCGAAUCAGAUGGUGAACCAUUUCAUGGUUUUCCCGAAAGUGAUCAAGAAACAUCCGAUACUGAAGACAUCAGCAUUGACCCAUCGUUGCCCCCGCCGCUCUCCCCCAUUCCUGAACCACAAGUACCUAAAGAAACUCCAGACUUUCUUCCAUCAACUUCCAACGACAUCCCCAUAGCCUUUGAUUUAGAUCAGGAAGAAAUUUCUCGUAGAAACGUCCGUGAAUGGCGAUCUAGUAUAGUCCCUAUAUUAAAGAAUUUGGAAAACAAAUCAGACUUCAACAUCCACGAAUACGGCUCGAAAAUAAUGGACCCACUUGAAGUCGGGGAACAACAACUAUUUAGGGAUAUAGUCCAAGGGAAAAACGCGACGGAAGUCACCAGGUUUUUUGUAGCGACUUUACAGUUAGCCAAUACUCUUAACAUCGAGAUCACUGGGGCCAAACCGGGAAAGUUGUCUAAUGACACUUUCCAAAUCAAAGUUUUAAAUAAAGAUAGACUUCACGAAAUGUUGGAGGAGUAUCAAGCGCCGUCCGAGGAAACCUUCACGGAGAGAUUAGAGAGGGCGAAAGCGAUGAAUCCCAAAGUCCCUCUACAUUCCACUCCUAGUAUGGAACCACCUGCUAAGAAGCGCAAGUAUACGAAGGCAACCCGUAAAAAGUUGUUUUGAAAAUUGCGCUGUUUUUUUUCGACAGUAUUAGAAUGCAUUAAGACUAACUACAUAUUUAGUUAAAUAAUAUUUUUAUUUUGUGUGUUCACUCUCAUUAGCAUUUUCCAAACUACACGAACGGUUUGAUUUUCACUGUCAGGAUUAAUUUUUUUUUAAUUUUUAGUUCUAAUAAGAAUAAAAAUAAAAAUGACUGUGAUCUCAAUGUGUUAGAAUAUUAUAUAAAAGAUUCUGAAAAGUACAAUGUUAAAUAAAUAUUAUUAUGAUUUUUU